Messenger RNA from Mytilus californianus (California mussel), 2363 nucleotides. RefSeq names its product death-associated protein 1-like. Gene Ontology annotation, molecular function: death domain binding. Bases 100 to 429 code for a protein of 109 amino acids. The transcript is spliced from 4 exons. Lineage: Eukaryota; Metazoa; Mollusca; Bivalvia; Mytilida; Mytilidae. Gene Ontology annotation, biological process: cellular response to amino acid starvation; apoptotic signaling pathway; negative regulation of autophagy. The record is from RefSeq and is a predicted model, not a curated record.
GUGCCCUAAUCUGAACCACGUAAACAAAGGUCAAGGCCAUAUAUUGCACGCUUUUUGUAUUGAUACUUCGUAAACAGUUUUUUUUUCGAAAGCAGAAAAAUGUCAGACGCCAGUCAAGAUGCAGAACUGAAGGGUGGUCAUGCCCCUGCAGUGAAAGUAGGUGGUAUGAGAGUUGUUACCCACCAGAAGAAUGAAAAAGUGGAAGGUGCCACACCCCCUCCAACAAAAGAGGAAAUAGAAGAGUUUGGAGAGAGUGCUCCAAAGUCUGAUAAACACCAUACUUCAGUUCUAAUAUCUGGUGCUUUAAGUAAGGGAGACAAAGAUUUCCCACCGGAAGCUGUGAAGGCAUAUCAUGAUAAGCCACUGCCAACGCACGACAACAGACCAAAUCAGAAACCUCAGAUCAUACAUCAACCAAACAAGCAUUGAACUAACAGAAACAAACUUAUUGAAGAGAAAAUGAUAUAUUUAUGAUUACAGAAAUAGAAAAAAAAAGAUAUGAGUACUAAGGAUUUGAUAAGAACACUUGUUGAUAGAAAACAAUUUGUGUUGUCAUGGUGAUGGGGAAACUUUGAAGACUGUCUCUUAUGGAUAAUGUUAUUACUGUAAACCAACUACUUUUCAAAACUUUCCAAAAUAGAAAAGUAAUGCAAAUAUAAUUCGUCACUAAUAUGUUGAUCUUUUCUUGUAUUUGAAAACACCAAAAAAGUUAGAAAAUCAUGGAAAAAAGCAAAUAAUAGAACAAUGCAACCAAAUGAAUCCCCAAGAAUAAGUUGGUUUAAUGUAUAAGAAUUUGAAAGAAAAAACUUUUUUGAGUAAUUUUGAUAGUGACUAUUUAGUCUAUUUUGUACUUCUUUUAAAAGUAUAAAAUCUAAUAUUCUAAUUUUAAGCAGAUUUUUUCCCUCUAAAUGUUCUAUACUUAUAUAAAAAACAGUUAUAUAAUGAUCUAAUAUCUUUUUAAGAAAUAGAUGAUUUUCGAAUAGCAUUUAUUAUUGUGUGUUUAAAUCAUUUUAAUGUAUUAAACUUUUGAUAUAAACUAAAUCAUUUUUAUGAGUGUUCAUAUACAAGGUUAUUGCUUUGCUGGAAAAAAUAUACAUGUAUUGACACUUUCGUACUUUUGAAAAAUUGCCUUUUAUGAAAUUUUAUUUUUCUAAAUAGUAAUGAAAAGACAAUGUUGAGCAUAAUUCUUUUUUGUUCUUUUGUGUUAAUUAGAGAGAUAUAUCAUGCAUUACAAUUAUACAUAUUGUUAGUUUUUUUUUAUGUUAAUCUUUUUACGCAGAUUUGGUGCAAAAGAAUACUUUUUUUCUUUUUGGUUGUUAUGUUUGCUUUAUUGAUUCUUUAUGAGCUUUUGUUGCCUUUCUUUGUAUAUCCAGUUUUUUUUAUAAUAUAUUAAAACCUGGAGUGUUUGUAUUAAUGCUUUUUCACAUGUAGUUUUCAAAAUUUCAAAUUCACUUUAUUAACAAAACCAUUCAAUGAGGAGCUUUCACAUCAAUUAAAAAUUUGAGAGAAACCAUAUGCACACGAUCAUGCAAUGGCGGAUUUUUUUAAGAAAUAAAUGAUAUUUAAUUCACACAGAUAUUGUUUACUUUAAAACUAUUGUUUUAUAUUUUUCUGCCAAAAUUUUAUUUCAGGGAAUGAAUGUCUGGAAUGAUUAUACAUUUGCUAAACAUCUUACACAUACAUGUUACUUAAUAACACACCAAGAAACAGUAUUUUUACUUAUGAUUUUUCACGAAAUUGGUCCAAAUGAUAUCAGAACUGUGUUGUAUAGUAAAAGCAGUUAAAAUUUUAAUCAUAGUAUUUGAUACAUGUGGUACACUGUAAAUGCAAUAUACUUAAAAGGUGUUCCCAUUUUAUAUACAACUUGUAUCUUUUCUUAAUCUUUAUUAUCUAAUUAUAUAUUGUUGUCAAAUUGAAUAUUCAUACUAUGUCUAUAGUUACUAACUGCUCAAUGGCAGUAAAGGAGUUCAUCCCUCAAUGGAAGGGGUCCAAAAGAUUAUUCCAUCUGUUUGAUAUACUAUGGUUUGAUAUGGUUGUGUAAAUGAAAUUUGUUAAAAAUAACAGAUGGUAAACCCAAAAUGUUUAUAAAAGAUAUCAAUUGCUAUAUUUAAUUUUCUAAAGAGUAAACAAAAACAUCAUGAUCGAUUUUGCCAUAAUAGAACAUAUGAACAGACUAUGAACAAAACAGUACCUUAUUUUAAACCGCAAGCCAAAUUUUCAAAACAAGGAAGUUAAGAUACACUGCCUUUUGCAAAUAUGGUAGUAUGAAAAUUAUUAAAAAAUUCAUAGUGUUGUAGACUUUAUUGAACAACAUAAAAUAUUCAAGAAAGUGCUCAGUUCUUCAAUAAAAGUAAAAAAAGAAA